AUGAUAUUCAACGACCGCUGCCAGCCCAAAUAUGAUACCUCCGACACAGCAUUUGUAGAGCGCAUGCUAGUGUUACCCUUUCGCUCCAAGUUUUUGAAGACCGAACAAGAGGUGAAGGACAGCAAAUUGGAAUACAAGUACCUAGCCGACCCAUUCAUUUCAGAUAAGUUUCAUGUGUGGCAACCAUAUAUUUUGGAAUGGUUACUGGAAGGGCAUAUGAAGUAUUUACAAAACCGGUUUCAGAACAUUCCAGACUCAUGCAAAGAUUGGAGAGAAGAGGUAUCUGCAGUGGUAGAUAACUUGGAGGAAUGGUUGGAGGAUAAUGUGGAGGAAGCAGAAGAUGCGGUUUUGGAGUUGAAGGACAUCAAAGCAUGGAUGCCCCAAUCCAUGAAGUUGAGAUUCAAAGAUAAGAAGCACCUUGUAGAUGUGCUUCGUAAAACUCUCAAAAAUUAUGUUUCUGACACAGGAAAGGGGAAGGAUAGGAUGAUGGAUGUAUUUAGGGGCUACCAAUUGAAACUGCAAUCAUGUUUCCGUUGA
Spizellomyces punctatus DAOM BR117 is the source of this 537-nucleotide messenger RNA. RefSeq lists its product as uncharacterized. The coding region runs from base 1 to 537 and encodes 178 amino acids. The transcript has a single exon. The record is from RefSeq and is a predicted model, not a curated record. Lineage: Eukaryota; Fungi; Chytridiomycota; Chytridiomycetes; Spizellomycetales; Spizellomycetaceae.